This is a messenger RNA of Dryobates pubescens (Downy woodpecker), 2025 nucleotides long. It is a transcript of the gene ODF2L, whose product is annotated as outer dense fiber of sperm tails 2 like. Gene Ontology annotation, biological process: negative regulation of cilium assembly. Lineage: Eukaryota; Metazoa; Chordata; Aves; Piciformes; Picidae. The transcript is spliced from 17 exons. Gene Ontology annotation, cellular component: ciliary basal body; centrosome. The record is from RefSeq and is a predicted model, not a curated record.
AUGUCAGUGUCGUCACACAAUAUGCUGCAGCAGCUUUGUUCACUAGGCGUUACGGCCACUUCGGAGAAAGAGGACAGUGCUACUCCUCAAGGCCCACGAAGGUCUGCAGAGGUCUCUGAUGCCUCUCUCACCGGGCCUCUGCGAGCCACACCGGCCCGGACCAGUGGGCGACGGGCUCAUGCUGGGAGCGUCCGCACCCACCGCCACGGGCACGACCCGAGCCCAGCCCCUGAGACAGGGCUGUCAGGAGGACGCCACCGCUUCACGCCCGCCUGCGGAGGAGCGGGCCGCGGCAACGGCUGGUUGCUCCGACAACGGUUCACAGGCGGCGGCGGCGGUGGAGAUUCUAACCAUGUGUUUGAAAACACAGUUCCUAGGUACAGAUGGGAAGUAGCUGAUAUUUCAAAAAAUGGGAGACUUGGACAUAAAAAUGGUAUACUGGAACUAUGGUUAAACAAUGAAAAUGUUUACACUUUGAUGCAGAAGUUAAGUGAAAAUGAAACCCAAAAUACUAAUCUCAGGAGAAAACUACUUGAAAGGGAGAACCAGAUUAAAGAACUUUCAUCCAAGCUUCAGCUUGAAAAAGUCAACAUACAGAGAGAAGACCAGUCAUCAAGAUCACUAAAGGCAAUACAAGCUCACCUGCAAUCUCAGAUUCAAAGAAAAGAAGUGGAAAAUAAUAAAUUAAAAGCAAAAAUGCAGACUCUAGAAAAGAAAAUAGCAGAAUGGAAACUUCAAGUUGGUGAAUACAAACGCCAGAUUUUAGCCAUAAAGGAAACAAGUGAGCAAAAAAAGACAGUUCUUAAAAAAGUAAUCAGAUUCCAUAAACAAAGAGCUGAAGACUUUGAAGCAACUGUGGAAAAUUUAAUCUCCAUCAUAAAGGAACGUGAAAUCAGGCUGUUUGACAUACUGUCAGCUUCUGAUGUCUGGAAAAAACAGUACAGAAGUGUAGUUGAAGAAAUUACAAUGUUAAACAUUCAAAAAGAAGAUCUUGAGAAGCAGAUCACAAGCCUUUUGGAAGACCUGAAAAGAAAGGAGGAAUGGAAAAGAAACUCAGAUGAGGAAGUUCUUGGAAAGCUCAAUUCUAUUAACUCUGAAAAUGAAAGAUUAAAGCUGACAAAUGAACAAUGAGCUACUUCCCGUGUUACACUGGAAAACAGUACUGCUUCUGCUGAAAAUGAGCUGCUAAAUCUGCAAGAGAAGACAAAGUGGCAAGAAAACCUUGUAGAACAGUAUAAAAAUCAGACACAAAAAUUGCAAACAGCAUUAGAAGAACUGAAAUCUAGUUAUGAAACAGUCUUAAAUGAAAACAAAAGAAUAACAGCAAACAAAUGCUUAGAAGUAAAUAAGGGAAGUUUUGCAGUGAGGCUCAAAACAGAGGCAGAGUUAAAGGAGUUAGAACAUGCUCAUGACUUGCUGAAAGGAGCUGAGGAAAAGCAGCAAGAAUACCAGGAAAAGCUCGCAUAUUGGGAAAGGAUCCAUGCACAAAAAUGCAAACUCCGUAGGGAGCUGCAGGUUCAGGAGGAAGACAGUGUAACUUCUGUGGGCAGUCAUUCCCUCGUGGAAGAAAACCAUAGCAUUCAGAAGCACUAUGAAGACCUUAAAAGGCAAUUAGAACAGAUGGAGUUUCAAAAUGAAGAACUUGCUUGUCAGCUCAAAAAAGAAGAUGAGAGUCUUCAAUGCAGUAAAUUGCAGCUUGAAGAGAAAACUGCAGACUUUAAUGGAUUAACCAGGCAACUGGAAUCUGCUUUGGAAGAUGGGAGAAAAAUGGUAGCUGAAGAACUGGAAAAGAUGUCACACAAAGAACAAGCCCUUGAGGCAAAAAUGCUAAUUCUUGAAACUGAAGUGAGAAAGGGACAAGAGGAGAAAAAAAAGCUCCUCCGCAUAUCUCAACAUAAUGAAAAGCACUAUGAAGUACAUCUAAAAGAGCUGGAAAACAGCCUACAGAAGUCAGAGAACAAGAACCAGAGCAUGCAGAAUUAUGUGAAGUUUUUGAAAGCUUCAUAUAUAACAAUGUUUGGCUGA